UUCACACCCACGCCGAGCCUCCUCCGGUGCCCCGCGGAGGCGACGGCAGCCCUGGGACUCAUCUCUGUUCCCGGUACCAGGGAGGGCGAAGGGCUGCCGGGGACCCGCUGGGGUGGCGGGGCCGGGAGCGGGGCGCCGGUAGGGUGGUCGGGACCCCAGCCGGGGCGGCCGCCGGCCCGGAGCAGCCUCAGUCCGCCCCGGGGGGCUGCGGAGCCCGGUGGUGGGGAGGGGACGGGGAAGACGCUGAAUCCCCCCCUGCCCCGGCGCACCGACGGGAGGUGGGAGGGGGCGCGGGCGGCUCGGUCCCGGCGGAGCCGCGCUCCGGCCCCGGGACGGCGCUGGCGGGGGGCACGGAGGUCUCUGCCUGGUGUCCCCCCGCCGGGGCGGGUGUGACCCCCGCGGGUCCUGCCGUGCCCUGCCGGGGUCGGUGUCAGGGGGCGCCCGGGGGCUCCGUCCCCUCCCCGGGACGGGGGCGGCGAGGCCCCGCCCCGCCCCUCCCGCGGGCGGGACCGGGACGGGCCCCGGCUGCGCCGCCUCCGCCAUCCGCCCGCCCGCCCUUCCUUCCUGCCGCCGGCAGCGCUAGCCCGGGGCUAGUCCCGGGUUUAGCCCCGCCGUCCCGCUCCCCGGCACGCUCCGGCUGCGGCUCCGUCCACGUCCCAGAGGCGGGCGGGACCCCGGGGCCCCGGGGGAGCCGUGGGAUUCGGGGUGGCCGCCGGUGCUGACCCCGUCCGCCCGCCGUGGCAGGGCGGCGUGCCCGAGGGAGCGCAGGAUGUCCCGGCCGCCCUCCUUCACCCUCCGCGUCUCUGAGGACACCGGGAGCGAUGGCCAGGAGCCGAGCCCGGACAACGAGGGAGCCCUGCACACGUCCUUCCACCAGCUCAUCCUGGAGCAGAGCAGCUUGGUGGAGGCGGGGCUGGAGCUGGAGAUGCAGGCGAGGGGCAGAGAGCACCCGUCACAUCUGGCUUCCCCAGACGCCUGUGCCACGGCCUGGCUGGAGCCCGGGCAGGGCGAGCAGCACCCUGGCUACUCCUCCACCACCCUGCGGAUCCUCGCUAGCAUGCCCAGCCGCACCAUCGGCCGCAGCCGCGGGGCCAUCAUCUCCCAGUACUACAACCGCACGUCCCGGCUGCGGCGCCGGAGCAGCCGCCCGCCUCUGCAGCAGCUCUGCCGCGCGGCACGGCCCAGCCUGCGGCAGUAUGACCUGGAGACUGACCCUGCCAUGGCCACACUGGAAGACAAGCGCAGCCUGCUGGUGAAGGAGCUGCUGAGCCUCUCGCCCAGCCAGCGCAGCCACAUGCUGCUCACUGUGCCCCUCAACCUGGCAGAGAAACGCACCCUCCGGUGGGAGCUGAGCGGGCAGAGGGGCCCCUUGCAGCAGCACGCCCAGCACCGGGCAUCCUCUUCUCCCUGCGGCCGGUCCAAGGACUACAUUGUCCUCCCCUGGCACUACGCCCUGAAGCAGAUCGGCGGCCGCUUUGGUUCCAGUGUCCUCUCCUACUUCAUCUUCCUCAAGACACUCCUGAUGUUCAACAUCUUUUCACUCCUCAUCCUCUUGGUCUUUGUGGUGGCCCUGCAGGCUGCGUAUCCCCCUGCCUCGGUCAACCCCCAGCCCUUCACCGGCCUCGAGCUCCUCACAGGAGCGGGCUACUUCACUCACUCGCUGCUGUACUACGGCUACUACAGCAACAUCACACUUAAUGACCCCUGCGCCUCCAGCCCCGACAGCAGCGUGUGCCCCCUUGCAGCCCCCCUGCUCCCAUACAACAUGCCGCUGGCGUACGUGUUCAGCGUUGGUGUCUCCUUCCUCAUCACCUGCAUCCUGCUGGUGUACAGCAUGUCCCGCUCCUUCGGGGAGAGCUACCGCGUGGGCAGCUCCAUGGGCAACCUGGCUGUCAAAGUCUUCUGUGCCUGGGACUUCAAGGUGAUCCAGAGGCGCUCGGUGAAGCUGCAGUGUGAGAACAUCCGCACCCAGCUGAAGGAGCUGCUGGCGGAGCAGCGUUCCCGCUCCCGCUCCCUGAGCCUCUGCCAGCGCCUGCGACACACGGCUGUGCUGUUCCUGGCCUGGGCCCUCUCGCUGAGCACGGUGCUGGGCUGCGUGUUGGCUGUGCGCUACUUCUCGGAGCACAUGCACACGGUUCAUCAGGACCACCGCGCGCGGGGCAGUGGCGAGCGGCAGCAGGAAGCCGUCCUGCUGGUCCUGCCCCUCGUGGUGUCCCUCCUCAACGCGCUGAUGCCCCACCUGUACAACUUGCUGGCCAUGUGGGAGAAGCAGGAGUCCCCCGUGGUAGAGGUCUACGUGGCGAUCUGCAGGAACCUCAUUCUGAAGAUGGUGGUCCUUGGCCUGCUCUGCUACCAGUGGCUCAGCCGGAGAGUCGUCUGCUCGACAGAGGAGUGCUGGGAGACGUGUGUGGGGCAGGACCUGUAUCGCUUUGUGGUGAUGGAUUUCAUAUUCACCCUGCUGGACACGCUCUUCGGGGAGCUGAUCUGGAGGCUGAUCUUGGAGAAGAGGCUGAAGAGGAAGCAGAGACCUGAGUUUGACAUUGCCCGAAACGUGCUGGAGCUGAUCUACGGGCAGACCCUGACCUGGCUGGGUGUUCUCUUCGCUCCGCUCCUGCCGGCUGUGCAGACACUGAAGCUCGUGCUGCUGUUCUAUAUCAAAAAGACCAGCUUGAUGCAGAACUGCCAGUCCCCCAGCAAGCCCUGGCAAGCGUCUCACAUGAGCACCGUCUUCAUCAGCCUGCUGUGCUUCCCGUCCUUCCUGGGUGCAGCCAUCUUCCUCUCCUACACCAUCUGGUCGGUGCGGCCAUCAGAAACCUGCGGUCCCUUCCAGGGGCUGGAAACCAUCUACAAAUCAGGGAAGACCUGGGUGCAAUUGCUGGAGAAGUCCAACCCGAACAUCACCUGGUUUGCCUGGGUCCACCAGUACUUGGUGGAGAACACCUCCCUCCUGUUCUUCGUGUCCGGGGUCUUGCUAGCUGUGAUCUACUUCAACAUCCAGGUGGUGAGAGGCCAGCGGAGGAUCAUCCGCCUGCUGAAGGAGCAGAUCGCCAACGAGGGGGAAGAUAAAAUAUUUCUCAUUCAGAAGCUUCACUCCAUUUACGAGCAGAGGGAGAGACGCGCCUGAGUCCCAGUGUCACAGUCCCCAGGAAGGAGUGGGACAGGACAGGACUCUGCUCACAGCCAGGGACGGGAUCAGCCCCUUUCUAAGCCAUGGCGGCGCGGUGCUGGAGGCAGCGGGGCCGUGGGGUGCCGGGGAAGAUCCUCUCCUCCGGGAUGCAGCAGCCAAGGACCCAUUGUAGCACCGGGACGCGCCUCAGCUCUGCAGGGACACUGCGGCACAGGGAUGUGGGUGCUCCCACGGCCCGGAGCCACUGGGGCUGCGGCAGGCACAGCAGGACCAGGGCCGGGACUGCCAUCGCGCCCCAGGGCACAGCUCCACCCGGGGCUGGCUUGCCAGCAGAGCCCUUCUCCGUGGGCGUUAGCAGAGAACAGCUCUUCCCCCUGCCAACACCAGAACAGCUUUGGGCUGUUUUCAGAAGCCUUUGGGGACAGUGAAGAUUUCUGGCUGGAGAGAACCUGCGUCCCCCUCUGCGCUGCCCAGGGACGGCUGCCAGGCACCGACCCAGCUCCCGCCCCGUGUCUGGCUCGCCUGGAGGAGAGCAACUGGCCAACACCCCCAUGAAUGAGGCCACUUGGCCCCCCCCGGGCCAGGCAGCCCUCUGGCACACUGCAACUGCCAGGACGGGCACAGGAAAACCACCACGGUGCUGAGGGCUGGGCAGAGGAACCCCAGCCGCAGGCUCACCGGGCCCAUUAAAGCGUAGCUGCACAGGAGCCCUUCCAGCCUUUGGACCUGUCGGGCUAGAAGCGGGCAAGUGGGUUUGGUGCGUCAAUGUUCGUUAGAGGUGGUGACUCAUCAGCCAGGACAGGGUGUGCUCAGGCUCCUCACCCCUGCCACUCGGGCUGCCCUGGGAACACCUCAGCUCAGCCCACACCGUGGGAGCAAGGACCAGUGCCACCUCAUCGCGUACGGCCCCGGGAGCCACUUGCCAUCGCGGUGUGGUGUCCCUAGCCCCGGGAGCCACUCGCCAUCGUGGUGUGGUGUCCCUAGCCCUGGGAGCCACUCGCCAUCGUGGUGUGGUGUCCCUAGCCCUGGGAGCCACUCGCCAUCGCGGUGUGGUGUCCCUAGCCCCGGGAGCCACUCGCCAUCGUGGUGCCAUGCCUGCAGCCCCAGGAGCUGUUUUCCACCCCGGCACACCGACAGCAGCCCCCAGCCCCGGAAAGCCGGCUGCCCCCGUGGCAUGGCACCCAUAGAGCCAGGGCAGGUUGUGCCGUGGCGUGUACCAGGCCCCUGCAGCCACAACUACCCCCUGACUUGGCACUCGCACUGACGAGUGCCACAGCUGCCCGCACGGCAGCGUGCCGGGCUGGGCUCUCCGUGCCGGCACAGACAGGAGUCCACAGACCCAGCCGUUCUCUGGGCCUGAGCAGUGCUGGGGACUGCGGUUCAUGAGAUGUCCCUGCCUGAGGCACUCCUGCGGCU
Molecule: messenger RNA, 4543 nt
Organism: Chroicocephalus ridibundus (black-headed gull)
Lineage: Eukaryota; Metazoa; Chordata; Aves; Charadriiformes; Laridae
Gene: TMC6
Product: transmembrane channel like 6
Exons: 20
Coding region: 770-3124 (784 amino acids)
Cellular component (GO): plasma membrane
Molecular function (GO): mechanosensitive monoatomic ion channel activity
Source: RefSeq, a predicted model, not a curated record